AUGCCGAGCGCCAAGUUUGAAAUCGCUGUUGCCGCGACCCUCGCCAUGGCCGGCGCGAUGACGUGGAAGAAGUGGGCGACCGCCGACCUCCAGAAGAUCGACGCGUACUAUGCGUCGCUCAAGAAGGCCGACCAUCGAGCAGCCAAGAUGCCCAGCGCCAAGAUUGAGAUUGUCAUUGCCAGCGUCCUCGGCGUCGCCGGCGGCCUUGUCUGGAAGCGCUACGCCAACUCGGAGCUCAACAAGUUCGACGCGUACUACGCCCACUUGAAGAAGCAGAACAACUAA
Messenger RNA from Saprolegnia parasitica CBS 223.65, 285 nucleotides. RefSeq lists its product as hypothetical. The transcript is spliced from 2 exons. Lineage: Eukaryota; Oomycota; Saprolegniomycetes; Saprolegniales; Saprolegniaceae. The coding region runs from base 1 to 285 and encodes 94 amino acids. The record is from RefSeq and is a predicted model, not a curated record.